UACAUCUUAAAGUGUCAUUAAGAUAAACAGUUUUGCUGGCCCAUGCCAAAAAUACAGUUGUAUGCUUCAUCUCGGAUUUAUAAUUGUCGAUCAAUGUAAUAAUAACGGCAAAGUUUUUUUUUCAGUAAUGCGUGGAAAGUUUGUAAAAAUCAACCUCAUGAUUUAAAGUUUUUGUCAAAUUAUGACAAAUCAAAUGCAUGUAUACUAGCACCAUCGUUACAUUAUCCUCUUUAAGACAUGUCAUUUUUCCUUACGAUACACUCUGAGUGAACAGCGACUGAACCAUUUCCAGUUUGCCUUCGUGCAUGUGUUACAUUUAUAAACAUAGUUACAUAACACUGUUCAUACUGUGCACAAUUGUGCCCGCAGAGUUGUGUCUUUCUCAACUUUACAUGGAUAUUGUACGUUUGAUGUAGAAUUUAACAAAGCUUAUCUGUAUUUUAUUUGAAACAAGAAACAUGCAGAGAGUCAAAUAAAUCACCUAUUGUUAAGAAAUGCCUUUAACCUAUAAACGAAAAAAGACUAUUAUUAUAAAGGUGUCACUUUAAGAUUAUACUAAUAUUGACAGCAAAAGAUUACAGGAAAACAGUGAAAAAUUGUUCUUCAAGUUAUUUUGCAGGUAAGAUACCAAUUGUAUAAUAAAAUUUUUAAAAAAACGAUGCCUAUAGCUUAAAUCAAAAUUGACUUUGCAAAAUAGGGUCUGGUUUAACCGGAUAUCUUUGGCCAAAAUUAAAUCUACUGAUGUAAUGUCAUGGGUUGUAUUACGUACAUCUUUAUGCUAGAGAUAACCAGGUUUAAAAAUGGUAUCGAACGAUUAUAUUUAACAUUUGACUCUUUUUGAGAUAUGAUCAACAGGUUACUAGGAUCUAUUUAUAAGGUUAAAUAAAAUGUUUCCUCCCAAUUAUCUUGUACGGUUUUAUAUAAAAAAGAAAUAAUAAACUGAGGAAACACGAACAUAUCGAACAAUUUAACAAAUAUUAAUUUACGUAUAUAAUCAUAUUUUUAAGGUACCCUGAAUGACCUUAAUUCAGAAACGUGAGUACAUAUAACAAACGAGAAACAUUUGACCAAACUCUUUAACAUAUUCAAAAAUGUCGAACGUCACACAAAAUGGUGAGCAAUUGAACAACAAGACAUUGGAAGAACUCAACAAUUUAGAAGUGCAUCAACGAAUGCCCACUAUUGUUUUCCUUUUCAUACUCAUUCCCUUUGGUGUCGUUGGAAAUAUCGUCACAAUUCUUGUAUACGGCCUCAAGUAUCGUCCUUCCACCUUCAGAGUUUACAUCCUUACACUAGCUGUCGUAGAUCUUUUGUCUUGCUGUAUUGGCAUGCCAGUGGAAUUGGCAGACAACCUAAUUCCUCUAGUGUUCUAUGACGAAAAACUAUGCAAAGUCGGAAAGUUUUCAGGACAAAUUCUUAAAAUAGCACGCAGUAUGUCUGUACCGUAUAACACAACAACUACCGCCAUCUUUGAAACCUUAGAAGAACUCAACGAUACAAAAGCACGUCAGCGAAUGCCCACCAUUGUUUUCUUGUGCAUACUUAUCGCGUUUGGUGUCAUCGGAAAUAUUGUCGUGCUCGUUGUCUACGGCCUUAGGUACCGUCCAUCUACCUUCAGAUCUUACAUCUUGACCCUGGCAGUCAUAGAUCUAUUGUCUUGCUUAAUAGCCAUGCCAGUUGAACUUGUAGAUAAUCUUUAUCCACUUCAGUUCUUUAGUGAGGAAGUGUGUAAAGGAGGACGAUUCUUGGGACAUGUUUUCAAAAUUGGAUCUGCAUUAAUCAUCUUAGUAAUGGCAGUUGGUCGGUUUCGUAAAAUCUGUCGGCCUUUCAGCAAACAAAUUUCAAUAAACCAGGCUCAUUUUUUGUGUGCAUUAGCAAUGGGUCUUGCAAUUUUAUUUGCCUGGCCAAAUGCAAUAGUUCAAGGCAUGCGUAUACACUACUUCGAUGGUGGCGUCAUCGGGUAUGACUGUUCCGUGGAUGAUGACGUUUCAAAGACAAUUUAUCCAUUUAUUUAUGCAAUCGUUCUUUUCACUGUUUAUAUUUCUGUGUUCAGCAGUCUGGUUACAUUGUAUACACUCAUCAUUUUAAGAAUUCGUAGUCAUAAUAACGCGGAGCAGAAGCUAAAGAGAAUGAAAAUCAACCCUCGGGUUACAAAAGUUAUGAUAGCCAUUACGGUUGCCUUCAUAGUUUCAUACAUUCCAGACUGUAUCAUGGAUGCAAAUUACACAUUCAACCAAGGAAACACGCUGCCCUCCACGCCUCUCGUACUUGCACUAUUACCUUUAUUGGCCAGAGCUUACUUUAUCAACAAUGUAAUAAAUCCUUUAAUUUAUGUCAUAGGCGAAACAAAGUUUAGAAAAAUCGUAAAGCUAUCGAUGAUCUGGGUCCUUCGUUCUUUACAGCGCCGAAAUACUGGUGAUGUAUUUGCAGCGUCUUUCAGUGCAUCCGACACUCUCCGAACUGAAAGAAUGGCCACGUACCAUAAGACAAGUUCAAGCAAUAAAUCACAGCCAUCUGGAAACCACAGUGGUCAGGUCCGGCAAGAAAUUUCGCAAACAAACACUUAAACUGACAACACUAGCUAUGAAAAUGUCCACUGCUUUAUGUAUUCAAACAUCAUUAUGUAUGAUAGUAUUUAUGAAAAUAUAAAUGAUAUGUUGUUGUCUCACUGCCAUUCCAAUAAAGGAAAUCAUAAAGACAUAAAGUGAUACAACAUAUGAUGCAAUUUCCUUAUUCUAACUUAUACAAACUCUAAUGACCUAUGAGCUUAAUUGGAUUCUUGCAUUUAUUAGGAUUUUUUAAAUUUAAAUUCAAAUUGAAAUGAUCAGUUAUCAAGACAUUUUUUAUUUAAAUCAUUUUGAUUUGAUGUAGAAUAGAGUUUCUGACAAACAAGGGAUGGUAUAUAUGAACAAAUAUUUUACAAUACGCAAUUGAUGAAACGAAUCCAGAAAGGUAUACCCC
Molecule: messenger RNA, 2961 nt
Organism: Magallana angulata
Lineage: Eukaryota; Metazoa; Mollusca; Bivalvia; Ostreida; Ostreidae
Product: C5a anaphylatoxin chemotactic receptor 1-like
Exons: 2
Coding region: 1092-2567 (491 amino acids)
Biological process (GO): G protein-coupled receptor signaling pathway
Cellular component (GO): membrane
Molecular function (GO): G protein-coupled receptor activity
Source: RefSeq, a predicted model, not a curated record